AUGGUGCCCCAUUUCAUUGGUCGACAACAAAAAGUUGAAGAAAUCUCGUGUGCGUUGACGUCCACAUCUGGUCGGUUAGUCUCUGUAUCUGGACCUCCUGGUUUUGGCAAAACCUCAUUGGCAAUUGCAGUAGGACACCGACUUAGACAGCUUGGACUACCAGUUUAUUUCAUUUCCUUGAGAAGCGUCAAAACAGCGGAAGAGCUGAUAUCUGACCUCUUAAACACCUUUGCAAAUGCGUCUGAUAUAACGGGGCGAGAGCGUUCAAAACUAUACGGACUCCUCAGUGCAAUUCCUUCUAAUAUUUGCAUCAUCCUCGAUAACGCUGAUGUCCUUUUUGAGGGUGGUGGUGAAACGAGCCAAGAUGUUUUAGAACUUCUGGAAAAGAUCUUUUCUCAUUGCAAGAAUGUGUCCUUUCUGCAGACCACAAGGAUGAGUCUGCAAUCGGUGCUCGGAAGAAAAUUUGCUGGUCACACGUCUGUCAGUGUUGUAUCGCUAGACAGGAAAUCGGCUCAAAUGCUUGUUCAAGAACUUGUCCCUGCUGCUGAUGAAAGUGAAUGCUGCAGAGUGGCUGAGGUUUGUGGAGACGUUCCGCUUGCCAUCAAGCUUUUGUGCGGUCAAAUCGUGGACGAAAAGAAGAAUGCAUCUCAAUUUCUUGACCACUUUAUCAGUUCUUCAAAACCGGUAAUCGAGUUGCUAGAUGAUCCAUAUGCGCCUAGUGAUCAAAGUUUAAAGGUCUUGUUCGAGUCUUAUUUCAAAAGACUAUCUCGAGAAGAGCAAGAAGCAUUUGUUUGUCUCUCAGUUUUUGUCAGUGAAGUGUUCGACGAGCAAGCUGCAAUAAACGUCAUUGGAGGAGAUGAAGACACAGCAAAGAAAACUUUGUUGGGGCUGAAGAAAAAAUAUUUGGUUGAAGUGAAUUCCUCCGAAGCAGGGCUGUUUUCUUUUCACCCUCUGGUCAGGUCAUUUGGUUCCGAAAAAGCAGCUGCUGAUAUGAAAGAAACUGCUUGCGAUGCAGAAAGGCGAUUCCUGAGUUACUACGUCCAGUUGUUUAAAGAUUUAAAUAACCUGUUUCUUGCUGGAAAUUCUCUCUCAUUUCACGAUUUCGAAUUAAACAAAGAAAACAUAGUGCAUAGUCUCUGCGAAGGUGUUCAAAACGAGGCUGUCUGUGGUGCAAUUUUCGAUGUUCUUUCCAACGCGGAUCUGUUUUUGGACACCGUUUGCUACUUUGAGCAUGAAUGGAUGUUUUUCAAAAUUUAUAAUUCAGCAAUAGCCAAGGCAGAAGAGCAGCGAAAUUUUAAAGCUGUCUACCAACUGCUAAUUGCCAAAGCUGUUGCUGAAAUACUCGGGCGUAAUGGAGAUACAUUGUCAUUACUAAAUAAGGCCGAAGAAAUAGAGAAGCAAAAUCCCUUCCUUAUUUCAACAAUUGCCAUUGGAAAACGAAUGUGUUACUAUGGUAUUCACUUGCUAGUACAUAGAGCGACAGCAAAAGGGGGCGAAGUUAUUGAAACAGGGAUAUCUCUGUUGAGUUCUGAAAAUACUGUACUUAAGGUUUUAUGCUCCCAGAUUCUUGCAUUGAUUACUCCUCAUACAGAAAUAUCUUCCUAUUACCGGAACAUUGUUUUAACUGGAUGCACUAACAGACCAUCCUUGUACGCUUUCUUCAAAGCUAUACAAAAAGAUGAUUGCGCUGACGAGAAAGAGAAAGAGAAAGAGAAUGAAAACGUAAAAGCUAAAAGUGAACCACUUAUCUUGGAGCUUGGUCUUCUCAUCAACUUUAUUGCGGAAAUCUAUGACAUGAAUGAGGUAAUGUAUAAACUUGGUUUGCAAAUCUCGCAGUUACAGAAAGAAGUCGAAGCCGAGGCAAAGAACGACCUCCUAUACCGCCCACUACUCUUACUCAUUGAAAACGCCGUGCUAAGAGUAAAAAUAGUGCAAGAGAGUCCAGCCACGUUGCAGCUCGCUCUUGAUAAUUUUAUAGAAGAAAACGGUCGGCUAAACCCUGAUACAGCCACAAGGUACUAUUACAUCGGAAAAACUCUAUGCAGACAGAAUAAUUAUGACGCUUCUUUGAGAUCUCAUUAUGAAGCACUGGACAUCAGACUGAAGCUUUACGGGCACAAUCAUGCAGAUACCGCGAACAGUUAUUAUAAUAUUGGACAAACCCAAUUUUUCAAAAAUGACUGCGAGUCAGCACUGAAAUCGUACAAGAAAGCACUUGGUAUCAGACAAAAUCUUCAUGGGAAAAUCCACACAACGCGAGACGUUUUGCGCCCUUGUUAUAUCAUGAUUGGGGUAACAGAGUUUCUCUUGAAAGAGUACGAUUCAGCUUUGCAUUGGUACCAGCAAACCCUGGAUUUUAGCGUGGCGCUCUAUGGAAAGGAACAUCCAGCCUCCGCUGACAGCUACUACGAUAUUGCAGAAUGUCAGCGCAUAAUGCAAGAUUAUGAUUCUGCUCUGGAGUCAUGUCAACAGGCACUUGAUAUCAGGUUGAAGCUUUUUGGACAGGAGUGCGAAGCUACAAGCAACAGUUAUCGCCAAAUGGAAUUUAUUCGAAGUCGAAUGGAUCUUCACUAG
Molecule: messenger RNA, 2574 nt
Organism: Paramuricea clavata
Lineage: Eukaryota; Metazoa; Cnidaria; Anthozoa; Malacalcyonacea; Plexauridae
Source: the annotation of a GenBank genome assembly